This is a messenger RNA of Heterocephalus glaber (naked mole-rat), 2469 nucleotides long. It is a transcript of the gene Phldb3, whose product is annotated as pleckstrin homology like domain family B member 3. Lineage: Eukaryota; Metazoa; Chordata; Mammalia; Rodentia; Bathyergidae. The record is from RefSeq and is a predicted model, not a curated record.
GGCUGCUGGGGAGGGGGACUGGGCGGCCUCUUUCCUCCCUCUUCCCCAACCACCUGUCUCGCCGCAGAAUCCCACAGUACGCAGAGCCAACGCGGAGCUGAAAGCUUCAGGCCACGCCCCCGGAAUGCUCCGGGCCAGCCUUUGAACUCCGAGCCCCUGCCCCCUGGGAGGCCUCUCCGAGGCCACUCCCCCACGCCUCCGGGUCACGCCCCGACCUCCAGGCCACGCCCACCCGCAGCCACCCACAGCGACCAUGGGGACUCCGAGCAGCCCGGAGAAGGGUUCUCCGUUGCCGCGAGUCCCGGAAUGCGACCUAGAGGGCCAGCCCCGAGGAGCUGCCCAGCCGCAGGGGCGCCCGGAGGAGGCAAGCGAGCAGGAGGCUCCUGAGGCCCCAGAGGAGCUACCGAGCUGCCGAGGGGCUGAGCAGCAGCAGGCCGAGGAAGAGGAAGGAGAAGGCAGCAGCACCGAGAGCACCCGAGACGAGCCCGGGACCACGCCCCCUGUGCGGAUGCCGGCCACGCCCCCUGCUCCCGUUCCCCCUGGGGAAGGGGUGAGAGAGGCGGCUCGGCGGCUGCGAGGGCAGCGGCUGGAGGCGCUGACCCGUGUGGCCCUGAUGGAGCAGCGCGUGAAGGAGCUGCAGCGCCAGAAGAAGGAGCUGAGGAUCGAGAUGGAGGUGGAGGUGGCCCUGCUGCGGGGCAAACUGGCCGGGGAGCGCGUGGCGGCCCGGAGGGAGGAGGAGCGGCUCCGGGAGCUGCUGGCGCCGCGGGCGGACGCCGAGAAGGGCCGCGAGCAGCGGGAGCAGGAACAGCAGCGACUGUGCCAGGAGCGGGAACGCGUGGAAAGUCUUCACCAGAGACUCAGAGAAGCCCGAGGACAGCUUGACUCGCAGCCAGAGGACCAGCAUGAGUGGCUUCUGCAGCAGGUGCAGGAGCUAAGGGAACAGCUGGAGGUGGCUCAGCGUGCCUAUGAGGACCUGGAAUUCCAGCAACUGGAGCUGGAGAGCCGGCAAGAGGAGGAGGAGGAUCAGGAGAGCCCUGGGGCCCAAGCACCAGAACCCAGAGUCCAGGAGCUUCAGGGCAGUGUGGCCCAGCACAAGUGCCGGAUCCAGGUCUUGGAGGAACAGCUCAAGUCCCUGGGGGACCAGAUGGCAGCUGAGAUCUGGGGGCUGAGGCGGAAGAAGGAGGAGGCCCUCCAGGCCCUGACACAGGAACGGAGCCGGCUGCUGGAGCUUAGUCGUCGCCUUCAGGGAACACUUGGUGGGGAUUUCUCUGAGUCCAAACAAGCGCACACUAAGCUGCUGUUCACCCAGAAGACAGACCGCCAGCUGGUGGUGCUGCAGGACCCCUCUGUCCACCCUGCUGCCGGCUCUACCUCUUCCUGCCUCUUUUCCGUCUGCAGCUCCCUGCAGGGCUCCAUUGGGCUCCAGAGGACCGGAAGCCUGUCCCGGAAGCGGGGGGAGAGGGCGAGCCAGAGGGGAUUGGCGCGGCCUGUGUCUCUCCAUUGUACCAGAGCCCUUGAGGCCUCCGCUCUGGCAUCGGCAGUGGCGGCCUCUGGAAGACACCCCCUCUAUCAGCUGCUGAACUGUGGCCCUAGCAAUGGCUGCCAGGUCCUCCACCCGGACAUCGCCCACAUGGAACAGCUCCUGCAGCGGGCUGUGGCGGAGAGGGAGCGGCUGCGCCAGGCCAGGGAGGGCCAGAAAAGGACCACAGAAGGCUCCGAGGGCCCGGCUGCUCCUGCCAUCAUGGCCCCGCCCGCAUCCCCACCCCACCCUCCGGCUCCCCGAAUCCUGGAUCUCCGGCAGCAUCUGGAGCGCUGGGGCCACAGCCCCGAAAGCUGCCCUCACGUGCGGGUGUCAGGGGUCUGCUGUCGCGGACCCCUGGUGAAGAUGGGCGGCCGCAUCAAGACCUGGAGGAAACGAUGGUUCUGCUUUGACCGCCAGGCCCGCCGCCUGGCCUACUACGCAGACAAGGAACAGACCAAGCUCAAAGGUGUCAUCUACUUCCAGGCUAUCGAGGAAGUCUACUAUGACCACUUGCGAAACGCCUCCAAGAGCCCCAACCCCCGCCUGACAUUCUGUGUCAAAACCUACGAACGCCUUUUCUACAUGGUAGCCCCGAGCCCCGAAGCCAUGCGCAUUUGGAUGGAUGUCAUCGUGACUGCCGCUGAUGAGAACCACGCGCCUUAAGGGGCCCCGCCUCCCCGGGGACGGGGACGUCCAGUGAAGCUCCGCCUGCGCACGCAGCGGCGUUUCUAGGCCCCGCCCACUGCCGAAUAAACCUGCGGCGGCUGCGGUUCAGGAGGCUCAGCUGGUCUGAGUCACGGGUUCUGGGCUGCAGGUGCCUUUUUCCCAGACGCCCGACGGGAUCGCCACAAGCACUGCCUGGGGCAGGACGAGGAUUUCGGGGUUGGAAGGAACUAUUUAUUGGUGCUCCUGUGUGUGAUACCGAAUUAAACAUGGUGGAAAACGAA